UUGCCUUCGGAAACUUCGUUUGCCGAUUUCCAAAGUAUGCGAGUUGACCAGUCAUAGUACGAAUCUCGAACAAAAGAAGGAAAGACCCAAUUGCGUCUAGUCUCGGCCCUCGGUUUUCUCAUUUCCGCUCUCCCACUCGCCGAGAGCCUUUCGAAAGUCUCUUCCUUUUGAGAUCACCCGAAGCGAGCUCGUCGAUCCGAUCAUGGCGUCUAAAGAGUACUUGGGCAAGAUGGAGCUCCGGCAGAGCUACCGAAAUUUGUGGCACACCGAUCUCAUGAGCACCAUCCAGGCCGAUUUCCCUUACUGCUGCCUGGCGCUUUGGUGUGGGCCCUGUGUAUCCUACAUGCUUCGUAAAAGAGCUCUUUAUAAUGACAUGUCGAGGUACGUCUGCUGUGCUGGUUAUAUGCCAUGUAGUGGCAGGUGUGGGGAAAGCCGGUGCCCAGAAUUUUGCCUUGCGACUGAGGUUUUCCUUUGCUUUUCAAAUUCAGUUGCCUCCACCCGAUUCAUGCUGCAAGACGAGUUCAAUAUACAGACCACUCAAUGUGACAACUGCAUCAUUGGUUUCAUGUUUUGCUUGAGCCAACUUGCCUGUAUAUUCUCCAUUGUUGCAAUGAUUGUUGGUAGUGAUGAACUUUCAGAAGCUUCACAGAUACUCAACUGUGCAUCUGACCUCGUCUACUGCACGGUCUGUGCAUGCAUGCAGACGCAGCACAAGAUUGAAAUGGACAAGAGAGAUGGAAAAUUUGGGCCACCAUCAAUGAUGACUGCGCCCCCUGUCCAGCAAAUGUCUCGAAUUGAUCAGCCAAUUCCUCCUCAAGUUGGGUAUCCAUCACAACCUGCGUAUGGUCAGCCAUAUGGUUAUCCUCCACCGGGCCAAGCUCAGGGCUAUCCUCCGCCUGCAUACCCGCAGGCUGGUGCUUAUCCCCCUCGAGAGUACCCUCCUGCUGGUUAUCACAAGUAAAUGACAGAUUGUUUGUCCAGGAGCUCGUGAGUACUUGUUCUGAGACCAAGUAGGAUUUGUGAAAAUCUAGGAUCUCAUUUUGGUCUUUUUCGCGAUGUUGAACAUUGUCUCAUCAGGCUUGUGGUUUAUUCACUGUGUUUUCAGUCUAAAAGUAUGCAACUCUUAGUGUGGGUAUGUUGGUUGUCUAUAGAGCAUGGAUAUAUGUCAUAUUUGUUGUUUCUUGGUAACACAAAUUAUGGAGGAAAGUAAAUCAGUUGAUUUGCUAUGAGAACGUUCUGGGGCUAAUUUGAAUAGCUUGGAUAUUGCCUGCU
Asparagus officinalis (garden asparagus) is the source of this 1272-nucleotide messenger RNA. RefSeq lists its product as uncharacterized. The record is from RefSeq and is a predicted model, not a curated record. The transcript has 8 exons. The coding region runs from base 203 to 961 and encodes 252 amino acids. Lineage: Eukaryota; Viridiplantae; Streptophyta; Magnoliopsida; Asparagales; Asparagaceae.